AUGGCUGCUCGUGCUGCUGCUGCUGAUCUUGCCAAGAUCUCCAACCUGGGACUGGGCAAGAACACGCUCGCCCAGAUCUCGGCGUUCCGCAAGCGCGCGGACGACGCCAAGCGCCAGCUCGCCCAGCUCCAGCAGCAGAAGACCGACGUCGACUUUGCGCACUACAACAAGCUCAUCCGCAACAAGGACGUCGUGUCGCAGGCGCAGAAGAUCCUCGCCGAGUUCAAGCCCGUCACCUACGACGUCCAGGCCCAGCUCAAGGCCAUCGACGCCUUCGAGUCCAAGGCUGUCGAGCAAGCGCAGGCUACCGCCUCCAAGAUCGAGGCAGAGCUCAAGGACCUCAAGGCGACGCUCAAGAACAUCGAGGAGGCACGACCGUUCAACCAGCUCAGCGUGGACGACGUGGUUGCCGCACGCCCCGAGAUCGGCCGCACCGUCGACGAGAUGGUCAAGAAGGGCAAGUGGACCACGCCAGGCUACGACGAGAAGUUCGGAAACCUCUCGGCCAUCUAA
Messenger RNA from Moesziomyces aphidis, 513 nucleotides. The record is from the annotation of a GenBank genome assembly. Lineage: Eukaryota; Fungi; Basidiomycota; Ustilaginomycetes; Ustilaginales; Ustilaginaceae.